Molecule: messenger RNA, 553 nt
Organism: Ichthyophthirius multifiliis
Lineage: Eukaryota; Ciliophora; Oligohymenophorea; Hymenostomatida
Exons: 1
Source: RefSeq, a predicted model, not a curated record
CAUAUUGUGAUUAUAAACCAUUAUAAAAAAAAUUAGAUAUACAUUAUAAAUUGAAAAAUAAAAUAGAAAAUUUUGUUUUAAAAAAAGAUGAUAAUAAUCUAAUGUAUAAUAAAAGUGGUGAUUAAAAUUAAUUUUAAACAGAAGAAGACGAAGAAAAUAAUAAAGAUGGAAAAGGAAAUACAGCAGUAACUUAUACAUCUAAAUUAGUUUCAAAUUAAACAAAUUAUUUUGCUUCUAAAUAUGAUUAAGUAAAUAAUAAGCUUCUUUUUUUUGGAAUCGACAGUUUUUUGUAAAUGCGUCCGAAAAUUUCGGAAAGAAGAACUAUUAAAGAGAAAGAAAGCAUUUAAAAAAGUCUUGCAAAAUUAAGUAAAGAUAGAGAAAGAGAUGAAUAGUUAAGAAAAAGACACCCUUAAAAAUAUGUAGAAAUGAAGUUAAAAAAUUUUAACUCUUUUAAAGAGAUUUAUGAAUCUGAAGAAAGUAUAAGAUUAAAUUAUCAUGAAAAUAUUAACUUUUAAACUGAAAAGUAAUUUAGAUCAAUUUCUGAACCUCCAAA